AUGCAACAGAGGAAAUAUGAGUCGUUGUCUGAUAAAGAUCACCAAAAUCAAGCGGACUCCAGAACCUUGAAAAGAUUGCAGAAUCAGGCAAGACAGGAUGACGAGCAAUUGGCAAACUACGAAGGGCAAGUUAAUAAUAUAUUUAAGAUUGCAUCAGUUUUACAAAGCGGAAAUGACAAUUCAAAACAGGUGGCUUAUGAGCUUCACGAUAACUUGCAGGAUGAUACCUCCAAGCCUUCAUUGACCUCAGUCACGGCAUUAGCCAUUCAAUUGAACAAGUUGAAGAUAUUGGACACUAAACUACGAGUGGACUCUAUAGAAUUGGCAAAGAAACUGGCGCAAAAGAAGGUGGACAACUUGAAGAACAAUAAUGAAGAGAUAGAAAAUCAGAUUGAUUCAAUACGAUUAAAGAUUUUGAAGAAAGAAUCGGAAAUGAUUACAGAUUAUUCCCACAAGUCAGAAGAGUUGGUGGCAGAGAUUCGUGAUUUUGAAAUGACCAAAAUUACGCAAGUGCAACGCCAAUCCAAGAAGAUUCAAUUUCAACACUUUAAAAUUUUACUCGAAAUAGCGUUGCAAAGGAGGGAUGGUAAAAAGUUGUAUUUCCAUCAUCAACCGAUCUUAAAGCUAGAGGAGUUUCUUGGAUACAAUCUUUUAGUUAUUAACCAAUUCCUUGAAAGACUUGUUGUCUUGCAAAAUCAACUAUCGAUUUUAUUCAACAUCCAACUACCGCAUUCGCGUGUCUUAACAAAGUACCUACCUGAUUCCAAAUUCUACGAUCUUUUGAAAAGAAAAGAGCUGAUGGUUACUGGACAACAGGAUUCGAUACUUGAUGAUGACGCAAUCGAGCAGAAAGAAUCUACGCCUAUGGACAUUGAAAAUGUUACCGGAAAAGUAAUCAAAUUAGGCGAUGCGUACCAACUUCCCUUGUCUUCGAAAACCUUGAAUUACCAACGUCGAGCAGCAAGAUUGACGUCGCCAAUUGAAGAACCGAUUGAGCUCAAUAGCAUCCCUAUAAUCAGGCAAAACAGUUUAAGCUCAUCUGCUACUAGGAAGAUAACUAUUCCUCAUCGAAUAAUCAACAAGCCGUUCAACAAGUUAUCCAUUAAGGACUUUCUCGAGUUUUUGGUGGUGAUUGUGAGGAUCAUUGCCAACUUUCAAGUAUUGUUGGCGAUUUUGGCGAUUGAUACCUCUGAUUUCAACCUUGAAGAUUGGUGCAAUUUUGAAAAAUUAUUAGACAAACUUGUCAGCUUUGAUGAGUCGAAGCAUAGAGUUGAGCUCAAUUCACCGAUUAGCAUGAGAUACAAUCUGAAGACCAAUUCCCAUGAUUUGAUGCAGCAAGUAUACAAGUCGAUAGUAAAGUCGACCUUUGCCCAAAAGCACCACAACAAAACACUCGCAUUUCAAAAUUUGAAUUUCAACAAUUUGUUCUUGAAUGAGUCAAAGACUGGUCAUGGUGACGAUUGGGAUUUAAUAAGUGAAAUCUUGUAA
This is a messenger RNA of Lodderomyces margitis, 1488 nucleotides long. RefSeq lists its product as uncharacterized. The record is from RefSeq and is a predicted model, not a curated record. The coding region runs from base 1 to 1488 and encodes 495 amino acids. The transcript has a single exon. NCBI's taxonomy places the organism in Eukaryota, Fungi, Ascomycota, Pichiomycetes, Serinales, Debaryomycetaceae.